AUGCUGACAGCGGAGACGGUGACUACUGCAAUGGCUCUUUGUACGAAUGAUGUCUGUAAUGGGAACAUGCAGGCUUGGCGCACUCAUCUUGGUGGAGUCAUGCGGUUGCUGGCUGGGUUUUUGGAUAGCCAGGGCACAUUGCGAAUUGCGGAUCCCUAUAUCCAGUGUGUGGUUAAGUGGUUCACUACGAUGGAUGUUAUUGCAGGACUAUCUGGAUUAAAAACGGGUGAUAUUCUGGGCCUUGAGAAUGGGCUGUUGCAGCGGAUUCUUGAUCAAGACAGUGUGCAUGUUGAUGACAUGUGCGGCUACUCACUGAAAUUGGCGCCGCUGCUUGCUAAACUGUCUCAUCUGGUGCGGAGGCAAAGUCAAAGUGAGCUUGGGUUGCGCGAUCGGAUGGAGGAGUCUCAGUCUCUCGAGAAUGAAAUAUAUUCUCUUGUCGAUUGUCGCAUUUCCAAUGUUGGCGGUCACAUCGAUUUGCAGAGCACACACCUAGCGUUUGUAUACUCUGCUUUGCUGCAUCUUCAUCGUCGAGUCCAGAUGCUUCCAAGCCAUCACGAUGUUGUCAAGUCGGAUAUCAAGAACAUUAUUCACGCCAUCGAACAAAUAUCCCCUUUCUCGUCGGCCAAUAUCCUAAUUCUUUGGCCAAUGUUUAGCGCUGGCUGUGAGACCAAUGACAUCAAAGAACGAGAAUUUAUCUACAGGCGAAUGGGGGAUAUGCAAAACCUUGGUAUGGGCAAUUUUACAAGGGCACGAGAAAUAUUGAGCAAUUACUGGGCGUCGAAUAGUUCAUUGUCCUGGGAUAGUUAUUAUGCAACACUGGGCUUGGAACUGGUCUUAUUUUAA
Molecule: messenger RNA, 843 nt
Organism: Penicillium antarcticum
Lineage: Eukaryota; Fungi; Ascomycota; Eurotiomycetes; Eurotiales; Aspergillaceae
Product: transcription factor domain-containing protein
Exons: 1
Coding region: 1-843 (280 amino acids)
Biological process (GO): positive regulation of transcription by RNA polymerase II
Cellular component (GO): nucleus
Molecular function (GO): DNA-binding transcription factor activity; transcription cis-regulatory region binding
Source: RefSeq, a predicted model, not a curated record